Messenger RNA from Phytophthora sojae, 1410 nucleotides. RefSeq lists its product as hypothetical. NCBI's taxonomy places the organism in Eukaryota, Oomycota, Peronosporomycetes, Peronosporales, Peronosporaceae. Gene Ontology annotation, biological process: cilium assembly. The transcript is spliced from 3 exons. Bases 1 to 1410 code for a protein of 469 amino acids. The record is from RefSeq and is a predicted model, not a curated record. Gene Ontology annotation, cellular component: MKS complex.
AUGCCAUUGACUCAGUACUAUCAUGUGCGCGAUCCGAUGGAGAAUUUGCUCAUCAGUGUGACGCUGCGCAAGGUCGACUCCACGCACCUGAUCCCACCAGACCUCGCCCGACGGCCGCGUGAUAAACGAAAUGAAUCCGUAUGGACGCCAAACCAGCAUCGAGCGUGGCUGCGAGCCAACCGCGAGGAUAAAUUUCGAGCGAUGCACAUCGUUGCUCUCAUCGAAGGCAAGGAACGCGUUCUCUGCUCGUUGCGAUUUUACAAGGAAAGCGGGUUAUUCUGUGCCACACCAGGGUUUUCAGCGCCGAUAAUUGAGCCUGAAAACGACCCAGACCUGCUCAUCAAGGGGCCUAAACUCACCACGUACCAUGUAUCUACUCCGUCGGGCUCACUUUACGAGUAUGUUCUUGACAACGCACACGACCUGCUGCCUUUUGCGUCUACUGAAGACCAAUGGCUUUCUCGAGAAAUUCGAUUGCAAGAAGAAAAACGCGACACAGCGGAGGUGACGCGGUGGCAGCAACUUGACAAGCCCAGAUUCACUACCAGCAAUACCAUGCAGCGAAAACUGAUGCUAUCGCUCGAAGUGGUAGCUGCGGAUAAUCCUCAGACGGCGGACCCGGUAACGGUGGAGUAUGAGCUCGAGUUGCCUGACCGCGCAGGGUGCUCAAAGUGGAAACUGCUGUCAGGAAAUCAGAGUCAAACGCGAGGGAAGACGUCAUUGUCGCUACCCCAGCGAUCACAAUAUCCCGACUGCGUUUCUUCCGCAGCGUUUGGAAGUCACCAGCACUUCAGCCUAAAACUAGUCAAAGCGGAACAUUCGCUUGAGGCCGGCAACGAUCACGACUUUGGUGGUAUUGUAGCCGCCCCAGUCCUUCACCUAAGCGUAUUUUCGAGGGAUUCGUGGAGGAGGAAGCGCACGGAAGGCCAUGGAGAGAUUAAGCUGCCAGCGUCAUCCGGCCUUCACGAUUUUGAUGUGCCUAUCCGAAAGCCAAUCGUCUCAAUUCAAGAGCGGAUGGAGGAGCUCUUUCUGGGAAUCGAUGAAAGUGAUAUUGACCAAGGCUGGCCCGGGGAGCGAACUCGCGACCGAGAAGUCGGCGCUGAUGAUUCACCAAUCUCCACGAUGAUCACCAGCCGACUGGGGCAGAAAUCUGAAGCCACUGGCACGACGGUGAGGAUUCGCUGCAACAUUGUUGACAUACGACCAGCAACUCGUGCCGGAGGGAACAACUCCGCAAGUUUAACGCCAGCGGUCAUCGCUACGCCUUUGGCCAACACUCGUGUUGUAAAGCGAAGCGUGCAGGAAAUUCUGCAAUCCGUAAAACUCGAGAAGCGCAUAGCCAGCAUAACAGACCCUCGUAUUCAAGUAGCACUGCGCUCAUUGCAAUCGAGUCAAAGCGCGUUGGUAUAG